AUGUCACAAAUAGAAAGUAUGGCUAUACUGGGCAUUCGCUCAUUCAGCCCUGAAGAAGCCAGUUACAUAAAGUUUAACUCACCACUUACAGUAAUUGUUGGCUCAAAUGGUUCUGGAAAAACUACAAUCAUUGAGUGCCUUCGUUAUGCAUGUACAGGUGACCAACCACCUAACAGUAAGGGCGGUGCAUUUGUAAACGAUCCAAAGGUUGCUGGCUCUAAUGAAGUGAAAGCACAAGUAAAGUUAAAAUUUUAUAAUAUCAAUGGAGAAAAGAUGAUUUGCAGUCGUUCUCUGGCAGUGUCCAAAAAGAAAGCCUCAGCUACGAUGAAGUCAAUUGAUAAUUCCUUAUUGAGAUAUGAUAAUCAAACAGGCGAGGUGUUUAGUAUCAGUAGUCGAUGUGCCGAUAUGGAUGCGGAACUACCACUUCACCUAGGUGUGCCAAAGGCUAUCUUGGAUAAUGUGAUAUUCUGUCAUCAAGAAGAAAGUAAUUGGCCAUUAUCAGAACCAGGUGUGCUAAAGAAAAGAUUUGAUGAGAUAUUUUCAUCAAAGAAAUACCAGGCGGCUCUUGAUAAUAUCAAAGACGUAAAAAAGGAAUUACACGAAAAUAUCAAGAUUGGAAAUGUUCGUUUGGAUGCACUAAAAGCGGAUACUGAAAAAGCGAAGAGAAUACGUAGUAAUCUGACCCAACUAAAUCAACAAACAGCAGCAAAGCUGAAUACACUUGACUUGGUAGACACAAAAAUUAACCAAAUCCACCAGAAAGUUACCAAGCUCAAGGACACGUUCCGAGACUUUAACCUGACAGCGGAUCAAAUACAGCAAAUUAUCAACAAGAGAGACUUUUAUAUGAGCACAAUCAAUUCAAUCAAAGAUACCAUCACACCUCGAUCAGAAUCAACAGAAGAACUCAAGAUUAUGCUGAGAAACCAUCAGAUGAACGAAAGCAAAGUCACUGGAGAAAGAACUGAGCUCUUGAGCGAAAAAUCAAAACUGGAAAGAAAGCUAAAGUCAGCACAGGACGAACUAUCACAAAAGCACACAGCUAUUGGUAGAUUAAUGGCAGCAAAGGAACAAAUUGAGCAGCAGAUUCAAACACGUAUUGAGUUGAUUGAAAAAAUAAACUCAACUCAUGGGAUGUCUAUGUCUAUACACGAUGGUCCGAAAGUAGCAACUUCUCUAAGAAAACACGUUACAUCUCUUCAAACAAAACAGAAAAAAGACAAAACUGCUGCUCUAACAAGACAAAACACGCUCUCUGACGAGCUUCAGUUAUUGAGAAGCAGACACUUGUCAAUUAUCGAAAGUAAAAAGCGUUUGACAAAACUUAUUGAAGAUGAUAAAGCACAAAUACAAGCUCAUAAAAACAGAUUGUUAGAAUUUGAGGUAUCCACAAGUGAAAUUGAAGAUGCAAAAGCAAGAGUUGAAAGAGAACAAAAAAAGCUAAAGGAACUAGAGACUACUAUUGAUCAUUCUGUAAAAGAAAAGCUACAGAACAAAGAGAACGAAUUGAAAGAAUUGGACGACAGAGCUUCUGAAUUAAAUGAUGAAAUGAAUCGAUUAAGCAAACAAAGUGAUACUUCAGCUAAACUGUCAUUAAAGCGCACCGAAAAGGAAUCAAAAGAGCUUAUUUUAAAUAGACUGUACGAAGAAUGUACAGAAAGCGUUCAGAGUAUAAUAGGUAAAAAACCGACCAAGCAAGACCUGGAAAGAGAACUCUUGACGUUUAAAAGAGAAAGAGAAAAGAAUAUAUACGACUUGAAAGCUCUUAGAAACCAAGCAAACAAUGAGGCUUCUGCUGCAGAUGGUAAAAUUGGGGUUGCAAGACAUCAUAUUUCCGUGAGAAAACGAGAAAUUGAAAAGCAUCAAGCUACGAUUCAUGCUGCAUGCGGAGACACUGAGUUUAUGGAAGCUUUGGCUCAGAAUGAAAAGGUGAUUGAAGAUGUAAAAGAGCAGCUUGCGAAUAUUCGUGGUGCUGAACUGAUUUAUGGCAAAUUCUUUGAACGAGCGCAAAAUUCUAAAUGCUGCCCAUUAUGUACCAGAAGCUUUAAUGAAGAUGUAGAGAACGACGCAUUUCAAGGAAAAUUACAAACUAUAAUGCAAAGGAUUCCAGACCAGAGAGAAAGACUGAAUAAUAAGCUGAAAACAAAUGAGGAUAAGAGAAUACGACUGCGUGCAGCUCAAGGGAGCUAUAUCAAACUUGAAACAUUGAAUAAAGACAUUGCUAACCUUGAGAAAAAUCUUGGAGAAUUUGAGAAAGAAAAAGAAAAUGCGUCAAAUAGAGCAGACGUGGCGUCUGCUGAAUUGAUAGAGAUAGAAAACUAUACAAACAAAAUAGAUAAAACGUUGAAAACUGCAGAGGAAAUAACGCGUUUGCUGAAAGAAUGUAACGCUCUUCAAAGGGACAUUUCAGAACUUGAAAAUGAAUUAAACUUUAUGGGUUCAACAAGAACAAUGACUGAUUGUCAAAAAGAUAUGGAAGAGAUAUCUAUGAAAAGUCAAGCAGUGCGUCGUGAUAUCAAACGACUACAUGAUGAUAUAGAUCUUUCUCGUCGUCAAAUACAAGCAGUUGAAAAUAACAUAAGAGAUUUUCGUGAAAAAUUGCUCAACUGCCAGCAUAAACUAGAUUUUAAAGUGGGUGUAGAAAUGCAACUAAAGGAAUACGAAGAGAACUUAAUGGAACAUAUAGAAGAACUAAAGAAAAUUGAAAAAGAUAUAUCCCCUCUUGAAGCUCAAGUUGAAGAAACUGCUGCUGCACACGAAAAGGCCAUGGGCGAGUGGCGUAUAGCUGAAGAAAAUACUGUUGCCGAACAAAAUAUAUUUAUGCGAUAUAUUGAGCGACUUGAUGAGCUCAACCGUCGUAUCUCUAGAGAUGAAGCCACUUCUGGCUCUGCUAAACUUGAAAGUGCAAUGGAGCAAUGUACCGAGCUUCAAAAAUUGAUUGAUAGAUUAAAGAGCCAGAUAAUUGAAACAACAGAUAGAAUUAACGCUCUGGAAAAGGAUGAAUCAGAAAGACGAGGCAUAGAGCGUGAUUUACAAGACCAAAUUAAAUACAGAGAAAUGCAAGCAGAGCUUGCUAAAUGCGAAGAUGAAUUACGUGAGCUAGAAGAGAAACAAGGAAGCACUGAUGUAUCAGCUUUAACAGAACAAUUACAAAAAGCACAAGAUGAAGAAACUAAUUUAAUUGAUAAGCGUGGAAGCAUCAGGGGUGAGCUUGUUCAAAUGCGUGAUCAGAUUAGGAGAUAUGAAGCAGAACUGGCAAACGAUUAUGCAGAUGUUGAUGGACGCUAUGGGCAGCUGUUCUUGGAUGUUAAGACUAAAGAACUCGCUGUUUCUGAUCUUGAUAAAUAUAGCAAAGUCCUGCAGGCAGCUAUCAUGAAAUACCACUCAUUAAAAAUGGAGGAUUUGAAUACGACAAUUAAAGGCUUAUGGAUGAACACAUAUAAAGGAGGAGAUAUUGACUAUAUAGAAAUACGUGCAGAUAACGAGGGGUCUGCAGCUAAUAGAACAUUCAACUAUAGAGUAGUGAUGUUUCAAAACGGCUCUGAGUUAAACAUGAGGGGUCGAUGUAGUGCAGGUCAGAAGGUAUUAGCAUCAAUCAUUAUUAGGCUCGCGCUGGCAGAAACCUUUUGUAUAAACUGUGGUAUAUUUACAUUGGAUGAACCCACUACUAAUCUUGACAGAGAAAAUAUUGAAAGCUUGGCUGAAAGUUUAGCAAGGCUUAUUGCAAGAAAACGAACUCAACGCAACUUCCAGUUUGUGAUUAUUACACAUGAUGAAGAAUUUGUGGAAUAUCUUGCUCGCCAUGAUAUAACUGGACAACAGUAUCGUAUAAAGAAAGAUGCUUACCAACAUAGCACUAUAAUUGCUGAGAAUAAUCAAAUGUAA
Rhizopus microsporus ATCC 52813 is the source of this 3885-nucleotide messenger RNA. RefSeq names its product MRX complex DNA-binding subunit. The record is from RefSeq and is a predicted model, not a curated record. Gene Ontology annotation, biological process: chromosome organization involved in meiotic cell cycle; double-strand break repair; telomere maintenance via telomerase. The transcript is spliced from 19 exons. NCBI's taxonomy places the organism in Eukaryota, Fungi, Mucoromycota, Mucoromycetes, Mucorales, Rhizopodaceae. Gene Ontology annotation, cellular component: condensed nuclear chromosome; nucleus; Mre11 complex. The coding region runs from base 1 to 3885 and encodes 1294 amino acids. Gene Ontology annotation, molecular function: single-stranded telomeric DNA binding; G-quadruplex DNA binding; double-stranded telomeric DNA binding.